Phytophthora sojae is the source of this 3687-nucleotide messenger RNA. RefSeq lists its product as hypothetical. NCBI's taxonomy places the organism in Eukaryota, Oomycota, Peronosporomycetes, Peronosporales, Peronosporaceae. Gene Ontology annotation, cellular component: membrane. The transcript has a single exon. Gene Ontology annotation, molecular function: transporter activity; ATP binding; ATP hydrolysis activity. The coding region runs from base 1 to 3687 and encodes 1228 amino acids. The record is from RefSeq and is a predicted model, not a curated record.
AUGGUUGACCCCCCAGACUUAUAUGGCCGAGACUCAUGCGUGGACCCGAGCGAACUGAGGCGAGCGUCGUCUCUGCAAGACGCGGCCGCGGCCGAGGAGACGCCGCCCUCCUCUUCUUUCUCCUACGCUGCAGCACACACUCCUAGAGCCAGCGGCGCCGCGCGCCACAACAAGCAACAACAACAGCAACAACUCUUACUGAAUGAAGACGACAACGCCGACGACGACGCGGCCGAGCGCUCGCGCCGCUCCUCGCACCGCGACCGAUUCAUGAGCGACGCCGAGCGCCUCGUGGCCAUGGAUCCGCGCAAGACCCGCGAUUCCUUCGCCCUAGUGGACCACCGAGAGGACCAGUGGGCCUGGUACGAGAAGCCCGUGGCCGCCAUCCUCGAGGACUUCCAGGUCGACGCCGAGCGCGGCCUGGACGCUGACGACGCGCGCAAGCGCCUCGCCCAGAACGGGCCCAACUCGCUCGAGGCCGAGAAGAAGGCCCCCGUGUACGUCAUCUUCCUGCUGCAGUUCACCAACGUGAUCAUCGGUCUGCUCAUGGCGGCGGCCGUGGCCUCCAUCGCCCUGCAGGAGUUCGUGGAAGGCCUGGCCAUCAUCGCCAUCGUCACGCUCAACGCCGUCAUCGCCACGAUCCAGGAGCACAACGCCAGCAACGCCCUCGAGGCGCUGCAGAAGAUGACGUCCCCGCAGUGCGUCGUGCUGCGCGACGGCGGCCGCCAGGUGCAGAUCCCGAGCGAGCAGCUGGUCACGGGCGACAUCGUCGUGCUCACGACUGGUGACAUUGUGCCGGCCGACAUCCGCCUCAUCUUCAGCUCGGACUUCAAGGUCAACGAGAUGAUCCUCACUGGCGAGUCCGAGGACGUGCUCAAGAAGUACGACGCCGACAUGAGCCGCAGCGAGAAGCUCACGGCCGACAACAUGGUGUUCGCCUCCACUUCUGUCGCCACGGGCAACGCCACCGGCGUGGUCGUGGAGACGGGCAUGAAGACCCGCGUGGGCUCCAUUGCUGCCCUUCUCAAGGGAGGUAGGGGCGCCGAUGGCUCGCGCCCCAACUGCUGGCGCCGCUUUGUGGACAAGUACUACCCGAAGAUGACUCCUCUGCAGCAGAGCCUCCACCACUUGGGUGUCGUCAUGGGAACCGUGGUGCUCGGGAUCUGCGUCAUUGUGUUCGUGGUCGGAAUGGUCCGAGACAACGCCGACCCGAAAAACCCGUCACGCCCCGUGUGGCUCAACAUGGUGAUGGUCUCCGUGUCGCUGGCUGUAAGCGCAGUUCCUGAGGGACUGCCCAUGGUGGUCACGAUUUGUCUGUCCACCGGCACGGCCGCCAUGGUGAAGAAGAACGUCCUCGUUCGCAAGCUCGCAGCAGUCGAGUCGCUGGGUGCAAGCUCGGUCAUUUGCACCGACAAGACGGGCACUCUGACGGAAGGCAAGAUGACGGCAGUGAAGAUGUGGAGUGACUCGGUUGUGUACGACAUCACCGGCACGGGCUUCAACCCAACCGGCGACAUCCUUCGCAACGGCGUGAGUCAGACCAAGGCUUCCGUUCCGGUGCGCACGACACUGCUGUCUGCGGUGCUGUGCAGCAACACGAGCUUGCAGCAAGAAGAGAGCGAGACUGGUGCCCCCUUGUGGGUCCCUAUGGGUAACUCGUCGGAGGCACCUCUUGUUGUCGCGGCCGCCAAGGCGGGUAUUUGGCGUGAAGAAGCUAUGAAGGCGUACCCACGAGUGACCGAGGUGCCGUUUUCGUCUACCAGGAAGAUGAUGAUCACAGUUAACGAGGUCUCGGCGGGUGAACCGCACCUGGACAUGCUACAACUUCCAGGAAUGACCAAGUUUGUGGCGAACGUCAAGGGAGCCCCCAACUACAUCGCUCAGAACUGCACCCAGCUGCUUCGUACGGAUGGAUCCGUCACGAAGAUGCACGAAAGCGAUCGCACCAGGAUCUUGGAGGCUGUAGAUGAGCUUUCGUCUCAAGCGCUGCGAGUUCUUGCCGUAGCCAUCCGCCCGCUGGACAUUUUGCCAUACGCCGAAGACGAAGAUGACAUUGAAGCCAAGUUUGAGGCGCUCUGUGCCCCGCUCAUCUUCGUCGGCCUUGUCGCCUCCAUCGAUCCUCCUCGAGAGGGCGUCAAGGAUGCCAUCAACACGGCUCGUCAGGCUUCGAUCCGUACUGUGAUGAUCACUGGUGACUACCUCAAGACUGCUGUGGCUAUUGCUCGCGACAUUGAUCUGCUGCAAAAUGGUGCCGAUACCGAAACGCAAGCGGUGGACUGUGGUGUGCUGCGCCCGCAUCAGAACGUAUAUCUUCCCGAUGCGGAGCUGGACGAAAUCACUAGCCAAGUGUCGGUCUUCGCGCGUGCGAAGCCCGAAGACAAGAUCGAGAUUGUGAAGUCUCUGCAGCGUCAAGGGCACGUGGCCGCGAUGACUGGUGAUGGUGUCAACGACGCACCUGCACUCAAGGAGGCUGACAUCGGUGUGGCGAUGGGAAUCACAGGAACUGCUGUUGCCAAGGGUGCCUCAGAUAUGAUCCUGACGGACGACAACUUCUGCAGCAUUGUUUCCGCCGUCGAAAAGGGCCGCGAGAUCUACGGCAAUAUCCAGCGCUUCGUGUGCUUUCUCCUAUCAACCAACUUCGGCGAGAUUACGGUAAUUUUCACGGCGAUCGCCGUGGGAAUGCCGAACCCGCUGGAGCCGCUGCAGAUUCUAGUGCUCAACCUGUUCGCGGAUGGUAUGGCUGCUGUGGCUCUUAGCCUGGAAAAGGGCGAUGGCACGGUCAUGUCUGAGCGCCCUCGCCCUCGUUCGGAGCACAUUAUCCAUGGCCGUCUGUGGGUGCUUGUGCUUUCAAACGCAUUCCUGAUCGCUUUCGGUGCAUUGAUCGUAUUUACUAUCGGUCUAUAUUGGAACUUCGAGAACGUUUUGCUGGACGAUAUCACCGCGGACAUCGAUGCUAAUAGCGGCGAAGAAGCCUACAAGAAUGUGGUGUGCUCGCGCUGGAUGGGCAUGGGCAAUGGAUGGCAGGCGUACAGCAAUUGCGGCGCUCGUGAUCUCGACGGAACCUACCUCUUCAACGAAAACAUCCGCUCGCUGGACUACUACGAGAGCGACGAACUCCUCUGCUACGGUGGCGACUACGAGUGCGUGUCGGAAGGCACGUCGCGCUCGCAGACCAUGGCGUUCAUCUACAUCACGACAAUGGAGAUGCUUCGUGCCUACACCGCCCGCAGCUUUACAAAGUCUGUUUUCAAGGACAUGUUCAGCAACAAGUGGAUGCAGAUGGCUGCCGUGGGCUCAAUCACGCUGACGCUAUCUGUGACCAACAUCCCUGUUAUCAUGGACGACCUCUUCGGCUUCGCGUACAUCGAGUGGUACGAGUGGAUGUUCUCGAUGGUGUUCGCGCUGGUGAUGGUUGCCUUCGGAGAGACAUUGAAGUGCGUCUACCGUCGUCGUGAUCGCGGAAAGGCUCGCAAGGCUGCUGAAGCCGAGUACGCGGGUAUGGUGGAAGAGAUCCGCAGUCUGCGCAACCACAUCGAGCACCUGGAGGGCAAGUGGGAGACUGAAAUGCAGCAGCUCCGCAUCCGUGUGGGCUACGACGAACCCAUGUCACAUUCGCCUAACGGCAACUCGACUCUCACGUCGUCUUCCUCGUCCCGCUCGAGUGAAGAGGGCACAGUGCCGCUAUAG